Haliotis rubra (blacklip abalone) is the source of this 1399-nucleotide messenger RNA. RefSeq lists its product as uncharacterized. The record is from RefSeq and is a predicted model, not a curated record. NCBI's taxonomy places the organism in Eukaryota, Metazoa, Mollusca, Gastropoda, Lepetellida, Haliotidae. The transcript has 8 exons. The coding region runs from base 114 to 998 and encodes 294 amino acids.
ACCACAUCGCUGUAGAAUUUUAACACCACUUAGGCGUUACGGAUAUAGGACGCAUGCUGGCUGGUGUGGAACGAAAAACACAUUCCCCUGCUGUUUUUAACAUCUGACUUAACAUGAAGGUUGGAGGUGUGUUCAUUAUAACGGUGUUGGUGUUGUGUCAGAAAAGCCAUUCCAUAGAGGUUUCAAGCAUCCACUGUGGUGACGUAUGUUCUGCAGUUGAUGGAUCCAGUUACACCCUCACCUGCAAAUGGAGUGGAACAUUAGGACAUGGUAUUAUAUGGAAGAGGAAGGGAACGACAGAAUUUUCAUGUGGAAAUACUUCCGAAAGCUGUGCUCCAGGAGAAAGUGGCUAUGCAACUGGGGGCUACGUUGAUUCGCAAACCUCACAAAUACACAUCGCAUCGUUCAGCAAUGCAGAUGAUGUUGGAAACUGGCAAUGUAGUGAUGGACCAGACACACCGAAAUCCUGUAUACUGACUCCAAUAGAUAAAAGAAAUAUCAAGCUGGAGGCAUCGUGUUCAACCAAAACUGUGACUUGUAAAUUAGAUGACCAUGGGACACCCGCAAUAACACUUGAAUUGAGGGAUGAAACAGUAAAAGCGUCAACCCCCUCUGCAGGCAUUUUGACAAUGUCAGCUAGUAGUGGUAUGAAGACUUGUACAGUAACAGGAAACGGAUCUGAAUGUGCAUCAACGAAAGAAAUGACUGUGAUGUGUUAUGGUACUGGACCACCGAUUGCUGCUAUUGUUAUGAUUAUUAUUUGCGUCAUAAUUGUGAUCGUACUUCUCGUCCUCGUCAAGAAUGGAUCGAGUCAGAUGAAACUCUUCUUCUAUGCAUUCGAAGUCAUCUUAAUAAUCAUUGCUGUGGUGUUCAUCAUUGUUCUGUUCGCGCUCUAUACAGAUUUUGAUGACGCCCUCUUCAUUGUAGCUGUAGUCAUCGUCUUUGCCGGACUGAUUGUCGCAAUCGCUGCAUUCAUCAUUCUUAAGCUUUUACAGUAGGGUACUUUGUCUCUCAGAAACACGUCAGAAUGAUCCUCGCUUCCUGUUGCAGAACUACAUGCCACUGAAACUUAUAACGUUAUAAACCAAAUCGGGGAUAGCUUCAUGUGGUUUGCGUGAUUAUUAAGAGUUAAUGUUUCUAUUCAUAAGUUUAAAAAAUUGACUGAAAAUGAUUGCAUAUUUCGCCUGAUUAAAUAUACAUAAUAUUUAAUAGUCACAUUGAGAGGACUCAACAGACUCAAGCUGUAUAUAUUAAUAGAAGUUUGUAAUUUAAAUGUAAUAUUUAGUAUUUUGGGGUAAAUGUAUAGUAUGUUUUACUUACGCGACUUCCCGAUACAAUGACAUUCAAUUCAGUAUGAUCAUUUUAUACGCGUUUCACUGUAUAUACUUCACAGAUACGU